Messenger RNA from Cyanistes caeruleus (blue tit), 6780 nucleotides. RefSeq names its product transmembrane protein 184A (gene TMEM184A). The record is from RefSeq and is a predicted model, not a curated record. NCBI's taxonomy places the organism in Eukaryota, Metazoa, Chordata, Aves, Passeriformes, Paridae.
AGCGGUGCAGGUGGAGGAGGGCACGGGGGAUGCAGAGGCAGGUGCACGGCAGCCAGAUUCCCUCCCGGAGGAGCCCUAAAGGAUGAGUAAUGCCACACGUGCUGUGCCCUCUCCCAUGGCACCUGGCACAGCAGCCAGGCUGGCCUCAGCCCCCCCAUUCUCAGCUGUUGCCCUGCUCACGGCUGCCCACAACAACUCCAAGGAUGGCCAGCAGCUUUUCCUGACCACGACAGCGGCACAGGUCAUCUCUGGCAUCUUCGUGUGGUCAGCACUCAUUGUCACCUUUCACCAGAUCUACACACACCUCAAGAAUUACACCAUCCCCAAGGAGCAGCGCUACAUCAUCCGCAUCCUCUUCAUUGUGCCUGUCUAUGCCUUCGACUCCUGGCUCAGCCUCCUCCUCCUCGGCAGCCACCAGUACUACGUCUACUUCGACUCAGUGCGUGACUGCUAUGAAGCUUUUGUGAUUUACAGCUUCCUGAGCCUGUGCUUCGAGUACCUUGGAGGGGAGAGCACCAUCAUGACAGAGAUCCGAGGGAAGCCCAUUGCGUCCAGCUGCUUUUAUGGGACCUGCUGCCUUCAGGGUAUGUCCUACUCCAUCGGGUUCCUGCGCUUCUGCAAGCAGGCCACACUGCAGUUCUGCAUUGUGAAACCCCUCAUGGCAAUCGUCACCAUCAUCCUGCAGGCGUUCGGGAAGUACCACGAUGGAGACUUCAACGUCCACAGUGGGUAUCUCUACAUCACUAUCAUCUACAACUUCUCCGUCAGCCUGGCCCUUUAUGCCCUUUUCCUCUUCUACUUUGCCACCAUGGACCUGCUUCGCCCAUUUGAGCCGGUGCUCAAGUUCAUCACCAUCAAGGCUGUCAUCUUCCUCUCCUUCUGGCAAGGAACACUGCUGGCAAUCCUGGAGAAAUGUGGGGUGAUCCCUGAAGUUCAGAUCAUCGAUGGGAAGGAGGUGGGAGCUGGGACAGUGGCUGCUGGCUACCAGAACUUCAUCAUCUGCAUUGAAAUGUUCUUCGCUUCUAUUGCCCUGCGCUACGCAUUCACCUGCCAGGUGUACAGGGAGAAGAAGGAAAACUCAACAGCAAACCUUGCCCCAAUGCAGAGCAUCUCGAGUGGGCUGAAGGAGACCAUCAGCCCCCAGGACAUCGUGCAGGAUGCCAUCCACAACUUCUCCCCCACGUACCAGCACUACACCCAGCAGUCGAUGCAGGAGGCAGAGCGCAAAGCGCCAGGGGAGAAUGGGCACGUGGCCUCCAAGAUGGAUGGACAGAGCAGCAGGAAGAGCAAAAACAUUGAAAAGAGAAUGCUAAUCCUGUCAGAUGAGGAGCUGUAGGAGGUAUCAAAAGAGACACUGACACUGAAGAGGUUGUAACCCAUGCAAAGGGGAGGUGUCUUGAGGCUGAGACAGCCUGGGCUAAUCAGAGUACUGAGAAGCCAGGAACUCUAUCCAAAAAGCCAGUCUCUCAAAGGGAAGAUGCAAUAACCCAGAAAAGGUUAAGUCAAAUAGUGCCAGCUUCUGUUGUCAUGGAUGGAGCUGUGUUGGACUCUGUGUUGCAGCCUGGCCUUUGCUGCCCCACUGCUGCUGUCUCUCUGCCAGCCCUGUGCCAAUGCUGGGGGAUGCCAGGCAGGGAGGGGAGCCGGGGUGCAGGAGAGACCAGCUGCCCUCGCCCUCCUCUUACCUCCAAGCAGUGCUGAGGCCUGAGAGAAAUGCUUUUCUCAGCACAGUUCUGCUCUAGUUUCUCCCAAUUUGAGUAAAAAAUGAUCUCCAAGGGCUCUGUGGAGAAAACCAGCCCAGGAAGGUGACUUCACUUCACCUGAAAACCUGGUAAAGGUUGAAAGACGUCAUUCCUUAUUUUUACAUCUUUCCUCCUCUCCUCACAGCAAAGCUUAUAGAGAUGUGCAAAAGACCUUCACCAUGGAGAAAGAGUAAGUCAUCCUCUUCUCCCUCCAGAUGUGGAUGCAGCUGUCCAAGUAACUCCCCCGGGAGUGUGGCAGGACCUCACUGGGACUAACCAGAGGUCUGCAGCUGCAUUUUCUGAGAGCUGCCGGUGACAGAAGUGCUUGUUUAUGUCUAAACCAGCUUAUCUCUGAACGGAUCAGAAGUUAAAAGGGAUUCCAGCCUCCUUAUCAGAAUCUUUAUUAGAGAAUCAGACUGUGACUGGUGGGGGUAGGAAUUCACUUACUGGGAACUGUCUGUUCCUCCUAACCCUUCACUAUUCCCCGUCCCUGGGCUUUGCCUGACCUGUGGAAAGGCAAGCAGGAGCUGAGCCCAGCUGGGUGACCAUGGUGAGGACAGAGAGGUGCGAAGGGACGUUGCCAUGUGGGGCAAGACCACAGGCAAGGGAAGACUAUGUAUGGAGGGAUGCUCCUCAUAUCAGUGAUGGCGAGCUCACGUCCUUCUGUUAAGACUUCUCCUUUCUCCCCCAAUUAAUAGUCUAAUUUCUAUUCUCCUGUUAAUGAGAUGAUCCCUGGGAAUGAACUCAGGCACUGGUAGGGCUGUUGUCUGGGAUGGUAGCUAGCUAGUGGAAGGAUGAAGGCAAAUCUACAGCCUCAGAUUUGAAGUCAUGUGGCAAACAAACCGAUGGAUAAGGCUUGGUGCCCUUUUAAACAUAACUUGUAGAAUUUGGAUUUUUUUUUUUCUCCUGUUCUUAAGCUGCAAAAUGUAAAUCACAACACAAAAUUAUUUAUUUUUUUUUCUAAUAAACAGCAAUUUCUAGCACAGAGCAAGCAAGCAUUUUCACUGAGCUCAGCAAGCAAAGCCCACGAUCUGCCUGUUCCUGCUAUAAUGCUGAUGCUCUUAAGCUUAACGUCCUCCCUGCCCCUCAAUGCUGGCCCAGCAGAAAUACCUGCACACGCAGCAUCCUGCACAUUUUGGCAUUCCUACAGGAUUUGUGCUCAUCUUUUUGACUCCACAAAGAACGUGCGUGUCUCCUGCUUCCUCUCCCUGCACAGCACCUCUUUCAACCCUCGCCUAAGCUGUGGACGCAGUGGUUCAGAGCUGCUGGAUCUGGUUUAGGUAAACUAAGCCCAGACUCCAGCACCAACAAGACAAGCUCUGUUUAUUAUUAUUAUUGGAGAAAUCUUACUAUGCUAUAGCUCAGAUUCCACAUGAGCAACCUAUAGUUCAGCCAGUCCUGCAAGUCCUUCUGGUCUGGAGGAGCACUGCUCAUACCUGCUCAACCAGUGAGAUUGCUGACACUUUUCCUGCAAUACGCUCCAUAAACAAGAGCCAGAUGCUCUGCACAUCCAGACAUUCAUCCAGGAUCCUGCACAUCCUGGGAGAACACUGUCCUGCAUAGAAAGUGCAGCCUCAGUACUCAGGGACAAGGCUGCUUGGCUUUGUAACGCAGCCAGCACCAAAGCAGGGAUAUCUCAGCUAAACAUCUUGGUGUUCACCCCUCUGGGAGAGGAUGGCCACAGCUGCAGGAACAGAGGCUGCUCUGGCUCCUGGGGCGAGGACAGACUGCAAAGGUGAUGAUGGCACAUCUGCUGGCGCACUCACAGCCACUGAGAUAAAGACUUGCACAAGAACACAGCAAGAACCGUGGUUGUACUUCAUUGCACAAAUGAUCGACUCCGGUGCAUAAUGGGCUGCCUCCAUUGCUCUGCCAGCAGGUGCAAUUCCCACUGCAGACAAUAACAUUUGCCUAUUUAUGUCAAGCCCUGAUUACUGUAUUAUAUGUAAAACAGAUCUUUCUUGCAAGCCAAACAAGGGGGGGAAAGAAAAAAAAAAAAAAGUCAGCUGUGACUCAUGCAAGUCAGCAGUGUGAUACCAGCCUGAAGGAGCCGUGCUGGGCUGGACACCAGCUGGCUGCCGCGACGGCAACAGCAGACACCCUCGCUGCUCCAGCCGGCGCGAGCUGGGCCUCCUGCUCGUCCUUUUCCUUGGAGAGGGGAGAGAGGCAAGAGCUGACGGCUCAGGCUGGGCACUGUCACAGCCCUCAAACCCUCAGGCUGUCAAAAGGCAUCCACGGGGAAUAGAAAUGCCAACGGUGGUGUAGGCUGGACGCGGUCUCUGCUAAUGCGUCUCCUCCACCUCCUCAACAAGGACACGGGGAAAGCUGGCGGCGAGCGCACGGGUGACCUACACAGGAGCCUGCUGUGCCUGGAGCCACGCCAGCAGGCAGCCUGGGAGGAACAGGCUUCUCUCACUGCCAGCAGCAGGCUCCGGUGGUCGGCAGAUUUGUUUUCCCGUUGUCGCUUGUCCUCGGGAUUUCCCCAAGGACAAGGCUGAGCUGCAGCUGUUGGAUCUCCUGGUGCUUUUUGGGCUUAGAUCAGGCAGGUUUACACCCCCACUCAUGUCAGGGACGAUCGGCACAGGGCAUGCCCUGCCACUACAUUUGUAGGAGCUCAGGCUGACCUCCCUGAAAGCAGAGGGGAAGGAAGGCAGCCGCUGGCACCACAGCAAAGGCAGUUCUCACGCACGGCUGCUCACUGCACAGCACCCUGUCAGAGGCAGACACUUCUUUUUUUGGGUGCUAGCACUCACCAACAAGUCCCUGGGCCCAGCUGCUGACAGGCACCAGAGUGCCAGACCCGCACCAGAGAGCAGGAUUUGUGCUUUUACCCCACCCGUUCACACAGACGUUUUAUGCUCCUCCUCUAUGCAUGGUGAACUCCUUUCACUUCUGAACCUUCACCUGACCCACUCCUGAUGCCCUUUUCCUCCUGAACCAGUGCUCCUCCAUCCCUCCAAGAGUCACACUGGCCCACCUCCCUGUCCCCUCCAUUGUCACCAGCUCCUUACUGCAGUGACUCCAGGCAGGAGCCAAAGCAGCUGAUAAUGCUUUUUUUGCUCAGCACAGACUGCCAUCACCCCCAGGCUUCACCCAGGUACCUGCUCAGCCAAGCCUGCCUGGCCCCAGCUAAUGACCAUCCAUUACCUGCUGACACACAAAGCCUUUCAGCCCUGCUCCUCUCCACUUUGCCCUACCUCUUAAUUCCAGCUUUGGCCAACACACCCAUCUGUCUCCAGCCUACUGCCUCAACACAGGCCAAGUGUUUUACCCCUUCAGCUGUUCCCUCAAGAAAUUCGACCACUUGAAAUAGGAAACUAAAGCCAACACAACCCCUGAAAGCUCACUGGCACAAGGUACCACCUUUUUAAAAGCCCCACCAGGGAAAAGCAAAAAGAUGAAGUAUUGAUAUAAGGGGUUAAAGCAGUUUAUUCACAAGCAGUCACACAGGGGAACCGUGUUUCACAACCCAAAGGAAGAGAGAGGAGUGUUUCUCUCCAGCACUUCAAGACAGGUCACAGUGUCUCCGAGCCACAACUGGCUUUGCUCAGCAUCACGACUGCAGGCAGGUGCCUGCUGAGCUGUCAGUCCAGCUUGUGCUAACACAGACACCCACUGGUUGUGCACAAAGACAGAGCCCCUGGGUUAGGAACACACGCGGUCUGAGCACGGGAUCGACCUGACAAGCAGCUCGGACAAGAGCUAUCCCUGGAGCGCAUUCCAAGUGUCCCAAGAAAGCACCACAGCAAGGCUGAGACGGGCUCCAGGAGGGUGGGUCAGAUGAUUGCAAAAGCCCAAGCUGCCAUCCCACUCGCCUUAGCCCAGCCUGCCUCCAAAAAACAUCGCUCACCGCAGUGCCACAGCCAGCCGGGUGCUGCACUGGGGACAGGCAGCAAAAAAACCCGAGGAAAACACUCCACUGAAGAUCAGUUCAGGCUCCAAAACGCUGACCAUAGACCAGGGCAAGUCUGAAACCAGAAAAUGCUUUAUUGGAAAGGUACAAAAAAACCAGUCACUGCAGCUAAAUUUACAGCAAUAAAUUACGUUGUGGCUGUCAAGAGAAGUAAUGGACACAUACACAGGGCUAUUCGCCUUACAAACAGGAAUCCACAUUGCUUGGUAUAUCAAUAAUUUAUUUUAUAAUAAAAAAGCAGCACAAAAAUAAAUAUUGAAAUGAAAUUACUGAGUAACCACAGAGGAUAGAAUGAGCUGGUGAUAAAAAACAACUUAAAACAGAAGACUUCUAUCAUUAAAAAAAUGAAAGCAAGUAUCCACCAUCUACAGAAACACCCCAGCAGACUGAAAUACAGACGAAGGAAAACAAAUCCACAUUACAAAAGUUUUUCGUUUUGUUUUGUUUCUUUUUUUUUUCUUUUUGUUUUUUCCUUUUUUUCUUUUUUCUUUUUUUUUUUAAAUAAAAACAAUCAUGACAAUGAAGUUUAAAUGAUUCGAGAGAGAAAAAACUGCCACCUUCUCCUCCUCCCCGGGUCUGAGCCAUCCCGUGGCACAGCUCGCCUCGUCCCUCCCCGCCGUCCCGGAGCUGCCGUGGCACCCAGGUCUCUGCACUUUGCGGUCUCCUCCCGGCAGACGCUGGAGUUGGGCAGGAGCAGAGACACUGCCUUGUUUCCAAGGGAUCUGGAGCUGCCCUGGAGGGCAAGGUUCCCCACUCCCGACAGAGAGCACAGCAAACACGUCUACGAGAACAGAGGUGUCCCUUCCCGGUCCCUGCGCGACGCUUUCUUCUCCUGCCUCCCGCCCAGCCCUCGGUUCCCACGUCUCACUGAGGAUGGGGAGCAACCAAAGAAAGGCCAGGCCCAGGGGAGAGGAUCCCAGCACCCAAAAAUCAGAGCCCCUGCUCCUCCUCAGCAGGGUCAGGGGGACAAGCUAAGAGGGGCAGAGAAGGGAGCCCCAGCAUCCGAAGUACUGCAGCAGAGAUGCGCGGGUGGCGCGGCUGCGGGGACGCGUCCCUCACCGCCCGCUCCCCACGCCGCGCUCGCCCUGGGUGUCAGGCUGGCAAGUGCAGGACGGAGAGAAAAAAAAA